This is a messenger RNA of Thelazia callipaeda (thelaziosis nematode), 339 nucleotides long. NCBI's taxonomy places the organism in Eukaryota, Metazoa, Nematoda, Chromadorea, Rhabditida, Thelaziidae. The record is from the annotation of a GenBank genome assembly.
AUGCUAGUGUUAAAUACUGUCUACUUUAAAGGCUUGUGGCUGAGCCAAUUUAAUCCAAUUCUGACUAGCACUGGAAAUUUUUUUGUUUCUAAGCGCGAAACAAAGCAGAUUCCAUUAAUGUCUACAGACGGUGAAUUUGCUUACUAUCAAAACAGCCAGUUGUCUCUUAUAAAGCUGCCUUACAUUGGCAAUGAUGUAGAAAUGGUAAUUCUAUUGCCAAGAGCACGUUUUGGCUUAAGCAACAUUUUGAAUCGUCUAACUGGCAUGAAUUUACUGGAUUACAUUCAUAAGGCCAGAAAAACGAGUGUAGAGGUGAAUAUUCGUAAUUGGAAAACUUGA